Syzygium oleosum is the source of this 1200-nucleotide messenger RNA. RefSeq lists its product as uncharacterized. The record is from RefSeq and is a predicted model, not a curated record. NCBI's taxonomy places the organism in Eukaryota, Viridiplantae, Streptophyta, Magnoliopsida, Myrtales, Myrtaceae. The coding region runs from base 240 to 845 and encodes 201 amino acids. The transcript has 7 exons. Gene Ontology annotation, cellular component: cytosol; mitochondrion. Gene Ontology annotation, molecular function: peptidyl-tRNA hydrolase activity.
GUUUUCGUCGCUUGGUUGCUGGGGGAGUGUGAGUCGAGAAAUUGUUGAGUGCAAACGUCAAGAAUCCACGCUGUACUGCGUUUUCGUUCAGCGAAAGCUGCUUGAGAUCGGUGCAUUCGUCUGUCUUCUUAGUCCAUGACGAGAAAUCGAGGGAAGUUUCGGGAUUUUUCAUUGGGUCUUUCUUGUUUCUCUUUUCUCAGAAAAUUACGAGAGGCCAAGCAACUGGGUGCUCAUGGUGUAUGCUUUUUUUCUUCCUGUUUCAUUCAAGGGUUUUGAAUUAUUUUUUAUGUCACUCGCAGCAGCCAAAGAAGCAAGAGAAAGAAUGGCUUGCCGUAAGUUUCAGGCCGGAGAACUUCGUUCCGGGACUCAUCAUUGGUUUCAUUUUGGGAUGGUUCAUUGACUUAUCAAAACCCACCAAGAGCAAUACAAGGAGGAGAAAUUUCUUGCCAGGAAAGCGGCAAGAGCAGUGUCUGGUCCCCAGUGGAAGUGACCAGGACCUUAAAAUGGUUCUAGUGGUCAGGCAGGACUUGAAGAUGGGACAAGGGAAGAUUGCUUCUCAAUGUGCUCAUGCUGCCACGGGGAUGUACGGGGCGCUGAUGCAGAGUGACCGUUUUUUACUGAGAAAGUGGGAACAAUGUGGACAACCGAAAAUUGUUUGUACGUGCAAAAGUCAACAAGAAAUGAAUAAGCUAAGGGAAGCAGCUGAGAGCAUAGGUCUUCCAACUUUUGUUGUCGCCGAUGCUGGGCGAACACAGGUUGCAACUGGUUCAAGGACUGUUCUUGCUGUUGGACCUGGACCGAAAGAAUUAGUGGACUCAGUAACAGGAAAGUUGCGCCUCCUAUGACACCGUUGACGGAUUAUCUUCUGCUCUACAAAUGGUUUCACGCCUGAAGAAUUUGCUUCCCAAAAUUUACGUAAAUCCUAUUUAGUGGCGUGACAGCAAGGUUCACUCUUUAGUUGACCUCUUUUCAGCAUAGCAAUUGUUAGUUACCUGAGCUAUAUAUCAUUAGUAGGUGCAAUCGGGGUGCAAGGAACAGUAACCAUUCUCUUUUUUUGCCAACUUAUUGUAUCGUUUCUAGUCUUUAGUACCAAGGUCAGUCGUCUUGAUUCUCUUCGUAGCUCUCCUGUGUAACAUUCAGAUUGAAGGCAAUCUGCACUGAAGAACGGUAAAAAUAAUGGAAUUCGCUCUCCAUGUGUUA